Serinus canaria (Common canary) is the source of this 4711-nucleotide messenger RNA. RefSeq names its product Rho GTPase activating protein 40 (gene ARHGAP40). Gene Ontology annotation, molecular function: GTPase activator activity. Gene Ontology annotation, cellular component: cytoplasm. Gene Ontology annotation, biological process: regulation of actin filament polymerization; regulation of small GTPase mediated signal transduction; signal transduction. Bases 302 to 2314 code for a protein of 670 amino acids. The transcript is spliced from 15 exons. Lineage: Eukaryota; Metazoa; Chordata; Aves; Passeriformes; Fringillidae. The record is from RefSeq and is a predicted model, not a curated record.
UGGGCUGGGGCUCACGUUAAUGUUUAGCGAGCCCGAGCUGCAGCCCAGCCUCGGCAAGAGCUCGCUGCUAUUUUCUGCUCUGGCUGCUGCCUGUGGGCUGUCCCCCGUGUCCCAGCGUGGGUGGCUCCGCCUCGGGCAGCGCUGCUUGAGGGCUCGGCUGGAUUGACUGUCACUCCUGCCGGGCCGGGGGGACACCGGCAGGGAGCAGAGGAUGCUCCGUUGUCACCUCGCGGGUGGCGAGGGGCAGCUCAGCGUGCGCUCAGCGCGGAUGGACUGACCGCCACCCUCCUCCCGGCUGGACAUGGACAAACGCGGCACCUGUGGCUCCAGGAUGGCCAGGGGUGGCACGGCCAGGCCCCGGGGAGUGCUGGCACCUGUCCGGGCAGCCAGCUGUGCCCAGCUGCUCAGCAGCAGCAGACAUUGCCCUUGGAAAAUGAACCAGCUUCCUCCAAAGAGUGCUGUGGCAUCCCCGGUGUCAGAGAGCACGAAUUCCAGGGGAGAGGCUUUGGACACCUUGUCAAUGGACAGUUUUUGGCUGGAAGUGGAGAACAUUAAACAGAGCACUGAAGCUGAGCAGGAGGAAUGCAGCCUUGCAGAUGUCAAAACACAGGAGGAGGGAGAAGCCGAGGCCGAGUGGCUGCAGGAUGCCGGGCUGGCCGAGCUGCUGGGGGAGCCAGCGGGGGACAAGGACAACCUGGUGCUGCUGUCCACGCUGACCAGGACGCAGGCGGCGGCCGUGCAGCGCCGGCUGGACACCUACUCGCGCUCGCGCCGCAGGAGGAACAAGCAGCCCGUGCGCGACGUGCGCGACAUCUUCGCCGCCGGCGGCUCCCAGGACACAGCAGCAGAGAAAGAGGAGUCCAGCCCAGAUCCACUGUGGCACAAUCUACGGACUUCAAACACCCAGAGAACAGAAACCCAGGAUUAUUCCUGCACAGUUCGAAACCCUGGGAAGGAGGAGGUGUUCAACAUGGAUGUUGCCUACUCAGAGCAAGCAGCUGUCCUGCUCAAGGGAUCCUUCCUGUCUGAACCCAGGAAAUUAAAGGAUGGAAAUGCCCUAACAAGAUUUAAGAUCCCAAAGGGCAGACUAGGAGUGACCAGGAUUGGAGAUCUGUCAGCUCAGGACAUGAAGAAGGUCCCCACACUGGCCCUCAUUGAACUUACAGCUCUCUGUGAUAUCCUGGGCUUUGAGCUGAAGAGAAACAAAGCAGCAAAACUGAAAACAACAGAGAAAAGACUCUUUGGAGUUCCACUCAACACCCUGUUGGAAAACGACCAAAAGCUGCUGCCCAACACCAAGGUCCCUCUGCUCCUGCAGGCACUGCUGUCCUGCCUGGAGAAGAGAGGACUUGAAACAGAGGGCAUCCUGAGAGUUUCUGGGUCCCAGACCAGAAUUAAGAGCCUGGAGCAGAAGCUGGAGAGGGACUUCUACAGUGGCCUGUUCCGCUGGGAUGAUGUCCACCAGAACGACGUGUCGGGGCUGCUGAAGAGAUUCAUCCGCGAGCUGCCGGCCCCGCUGCUGACAGCAGAGUACCUGCCUGCCUUUGCUGCUGUUCAGAACAUUCCAGACCUGAAGCAAAGAUUGCAAGCUCUAAACCUCCUGAUCCUGAUUCUGCCAGAGUCCAACAGAAACACUCUGAAGGCCCUUCUUGAGUUUCUCAGCAAGGUGGUUGCCAGGGAAAAAAACAACAAAAUGAACCUCUGGAACGUUUCCACAGUCAUGGCCCCAAACCUCUUCAUGCACAAGGGGCUGCCCAACAAGAUCCCAGAGGGGAAGGAGAAGCAGCUGGCGGAGGGGGCGGCUGACGUGGUGCGGAUGAUGAUCCACUACCAGGACCUGCUCUGGACAGUCUCCUCUUUCCUGGUGGCUCAGGUGAGAAAGCUGAACGAGAGCAACAGCAAAAGGUACCAGUUCUGUGACAAGAGGAUCAAAAAUCUGCUGCGGAAGAUUCACGCUGAUAAAGACAAAGUGGAAAAGAACCAGGGAGAGCCUUCCAAGGUUGUGAAAGUCCAUGCAUCACUCCUCCUGAAGGACUCUCUGGAGGUGCACUUGAACAAUGCAACCAGGGUUGCUGAUGUCCUGAGGCAAUUUCAGAAGAACCUGUGCCAGAAUGGCUGGAAUAUUGUUAACACUGUCAACCUCCUCAAGUGCAACAACUCCACAGAGUGCUCAAACCUGCUCCUGUAUGAAGUGGGAGGCAAUAUUGGUGAACAUUGCCUGGACCCAGACACUUACCUCUUGGACUUGUACCACAUCAACCCCCAUGCUGAGUGGAUAAUUAAGCAAAACCCAUCCUGUCCUCGGAUGUUCUAAGGAAAACACGAGCAAAACAAAGCACUUGGUUGCAGUUUUUGGAAGGUGUGGAAAUAGAGACUUUCCUGUUGUAGUGUCAGAGCAGGCACUGCUUGUUUCUUGGAAGGAAAAGCACCUUUAUUAACUGCUUCCCUGGCAGCUGGCAGUGAGAGCACAGUGCCCUGAAACAAACAGCAAUCCUCAUUGUGUAGCAGAGUUUGCAGGGGGAAUGGCUGCUCCUAAAUAAAAAAUGCCCCAAAACAAACCCUGAAGGCAAAGCUGCAGUGGUUGUGCAGCAAAGAUGGAACAGAAGAAGAAAAGGAUUAUCCUGAAUAUAGUGGAAGGCAUCUGUGUAUCCUGGAUUUGCUCUUUCUUUUGGAGGAGAGACAGUCAAGUGCUGCAGUGGUGCAAGGACAUCCCUGGGUGAGGUCCAUGUUGCCUGUGGCAUGUCACCAGAGGAGUUCAUGAUCGUGGGCUUCACUAUUGAGCCCCUGUUCUGUUCUUUGAAGAAUAAAAACGACGUUUCCAAAAAGGCCAGCUGGGAUGUGGCACCAACACAUCAUGUAUUUCAUGACUGCAGUGAAAUAUAUACAUGCAACACAAGGAAAUAACUUUCCUUGAAAAAAGGCAUGGAAAAUGCAGCAGCCUUUCAGCUGUGCAGUGGGGCAGGAAGGUGCCUGUCCCAUGCUGGUGAUGCACACCCAAACUGCCACUGAUGAGGGUCAAACAUGGAUUUGUUUGGAUGGACAAGCUACAUAUCAGCAGACAAAGGAAAUCUGCUGAAGCUGAUGUGAGGUUGGUAAUCUGACCUGGCCACGUGAACUGAACUUCUUUGUGGAAGAUUCUGUGUGAAUGUGUUUGUUCACAAUCAACAAACCUCCCCUGAGGUGUGAGGUGGCUGAGCUGAGCUGAGCCCUCACUGCUCUGGCUGCACAUUUCCACUGCACUCAGCACAGCCUGGACACUGAGGGCAGAGCAGAACACUCACACCUCGCUGCUGCAUCCUCCUCCUCCUCCUCCUCCUCAUCAUCAACCUCAGCUCCAAGAGCACCAUGCCUGUGAGGAGGGUGCAGAAGUGUUGCUUUCCUUCGUGGUGGUGCUGAAAUACCUCAAGUGAGGGACCCCUCAGUGCAGUGUGAGAGGUGAAACACCCAGGCUGUCUGGAAAUGUGGAUUCCUUUCUCUAAAUACUGUUUGUAAACAUGGUUGGAUAUUUAUUCAUGUGGCAGAAGCAGGGCUGCCCUGCAAGUGUAUACUCAAAGUAUUCCAUUUGCCAAAUCCCAGCUGCACUAGUGACAAUCUCCAGUGUUAUUUCUUUUGUUAGAGGAGUUUGUUUCCAUUGCAAUCUGAAUUUUCCCUCCUCUCCUUUUAUUUUUGUCCCCAGGAUGAAGUGUAGCUUUUUUUCCUCAUUCAUUAUCUCAGACUCCUAGAUCCUGUUCUUCACUCUGUGAUUAUUCUGUCUCUGUGGUUAAAUCCUCCUGGUGGUUCAGAUCCUUGAGGAACAGGUGAGCCACUGUCCAUAUCCUUUCCAGCUUUUUGUGAAUUCUGUUUGAGUGGUGCAGAUAUCCUAAAUUUAUUCCUCUGUUAGAGAGCCUGUCUAUUCUUUUUGGUUGAGAUGAUGCAGAUGCAUUGACUGGCUGGAUCACCUCCCUAGAUAUCUUCUUAAGAACCUGUGAUAGAACCUCCCAACCCUCACCCAGGUGUCAACAAUUCUUGAGAUGCCUCUUUUAUAGGGCUUAAAUUGUGCCUGAAAGAGCCUGAUUCUGAGUGAGUGAUUUAUGUCUCUGGAAAGAUCAAGCUGCUUGAAAGUGGGGCUUGAAAAACCAAAGGUACCUAUUCAGCAUCCCCUCUGGAAUUCUUUGUGGCAGUGAUGGAGUAGAGAUGGCAAAGAGGAAAUGCCAGAGGUGUGAUACCCUGGGAAGUACCAAAGGUAUCCCUGUGAGCUCAAAGUUCCUUUGCAAGCUGAAUUGCACCCUGCAAAUCACACAAUGCUGCAUUUUGUUCCACCCCUCAUAUGCUGGUUUAUUAAAUAGUCUGUCCAUGGGUAUUGAGGAGUCAAGACUGCAUCACUGCUGCUGUGAACUACAAAUGAGGGGGGUUUUCUGAACACCAAACACUGUGAAUCAGUGCUGUGAAAAACAAGGUUAAUGGGAGAUUCUCAUGAGACAAAUAUCAGGUUUAAAUAUGAAAGGAAAUGAAAAAAAAAAUUAAAAAAUAAAACAAAACAGCUCUUUCCAGAUGAUGGAUAUGCUUUUAAAUUUUUUUCCUAUCUUUGUAUCAAAAAGUGUAAAUUUUUCAGUCAAUGAUGUGCAACACACUCCUGAAGGAUGGCUUUUAAUACCUUUUUUUAAAAUGAUUUUUUAAUUCUGUAUUUAAAUUUCAUUUAUUCAGUGGAACAAUAAAAAUACAGUAAAACCUC